UCACGCACACUAUUCAACACUCCUAUUGGAUGGAUUAUACGGUCCGCUUAUCGUUAAGGAACCAGAGGACCACAAAAUUUUCGGAUACGUUGAUGAGACCACGAUUAUGAUGUCCGAUUGGUAUUAUUACCAGUCCGAACAAAUUGAGGAUGCAUAUAGAUACUAUAACAACUUACAUUCAUAUCUCGAUCCAAUACCUGAGACCGUUCCGGAUAGUGGUUUGAUUAACGGGAGAAAUGGGGAAUGCCCUCGUCAGCAUGGUUGCAAAUACAACGAAGGAUUUUCGGAAUUUAUUUUUGAGAAAGGAAAAAGAAUUCGCAUCCGCUUAAUUAAUGCAAGCUCGAUGUCUUCAUUUUUAUUCUCGGUCGACGAUCAUCUUAUUCAAAUAAUUGAAGUCGAAGGAACACUUGUUAAGCCAUCCGAAAAAUUACAUUAUAUAUCGAUCGGUGUAUCUCAACGAUAUUCUAUAAUCAUUAGUCAAGUUAAUAAUUCAACAUCAACCAAUAAUUAUUGGAUGCGGGCAACUUUUCAGGCGAAAUGCCUAAGGUCCACCACUCCGCAGGAAAAAUUAAGGAAACUUCCAAAGGAAGUCAAAGCAAUCGUUCGCUAUAACUUAAACGAUAAAUCUAUACCACGAACUAAAUCCUGGGUUAACGAAUCAGUAGGGUGCAUCGAUAGUGAAUUAAAAGGAUUAAUCCCAUAUUACGAGCAAAAUGUAUUAAGCCCAACUGUCGAGUUAAAGUUGCAGAUAAUUAUGGGUGUUAAUAAUUCAAUGGUGAAUCCAACACCCCUUAGUUCUGUAGCCUCAUUAUCAAGAGGAUUCAAUCCUUCUAUUUUUCUUCGUGACUCAAAUACCCUUCUAGAGUUGUACCGAGGGACCGAGUUUAAUAUUUCGUUAAAUUUUUAUGAAUUCGAGAAGAUCGAAGUCGUUGAUAUUUUUUUGAUAAGUAGUAAUAGUUUUAAGUGCUCUAUUGGUAUUGUGCAUUUAUAA
Molecule: messenger RNA, 991 nt
Organism: Acaulospora colombiana
Lineage: Eukaryota; Fungi; Glomeromycota; Glomeromycetes; Diversisporales; Acaulosporaceae
Source: the annotation of a GenBank genome assembly